UGGUUGUUCUCCAUCCGUGUCAGAAUUUGUGUCGAAGUGCGGGAUGGCUGUGUAUGAUGUUGUAGUUGUGGGGGCUGGAAUUGAAGGGUCAGCCACGGCCUACAACCUCGCCAAGAAUGGUCAGAAAACGCUGCUGGUGGAACAGUUCCCACUGCCCCACAGUCGAGGAAGUUCCCAUGGACAGAGCAGAAUCACACGUGUGGCGUACGGAACAGACGAUCAUUAUGCCAUCAUGAUGAAAGAAGGCGGGAAUCUGUGGCGGGAACUUGAGCGAGAGUCUGGAACUCCCCUUUUCUUGAACUGUGGUUGUCUCGCUGUGGGAAAGCCGGAUCAUCCUUUUAUCAAUGGUACAAUAUCAUCACUGUCACGACAUGGAAUAAAACAUGAUGUCCUACAGUGCGGUGAUUUGAUGGACAGGUACCCGAUGUUGUCGAUGCCGUCCGAUCACAUUGGGGUGCUGGACCACAGUGGCGGAGUGCUAUGGGCGGAUAAAGCUCUACAGUCUUUCCAGAAAAUGUACGUUCAACGUGGCGGAGAAUUACGAGACGGCGAAGAAGUGACCGAUAUUUUACCGGGUUUAGUCAUCACGAUUAUGACGUCGAAAAGUCAAUACAAAGCGAAAAACCUUGUCCUGACAGUGGGACCAUGGGCAACCAAACUCCUGCCUCGACUUGGCAUUCACAUUCCACUAGAGACGGUUUUGAUUCCCGUGUAUUAUUGGAAGGAGAAACAGAAAGGCGAGUUUUCGUCCGAUCAUUUCCCUACAUUUAUUCACAAUGAAGAUACCCAUGUGUAUGCACUCCCAAGCCUCGAAUAUCCAGGACAUGUAAAAGUCUGUCAUCAUGAUGGUCCCAUUGCGGACCCUGAUAGUAGGGACAAGGCAGACACCCAGGCGAUUAUGAAACUGAUGCAGCAGUACGUGACCAGAUACAUGCCUAGUCUGGAGACCACGCCCUCCAUUACUGAAACCUGCAUAUACACGAAAACACCGGACAGACAGUUUGUGUUGGAUCGUCAUCCUACCCAUAAAAACAUCAUCAUAGGAGCAGGGUUUUCAGGUCACGGAUUUAAAUUGUCUCCUGUAGUAGGGAAAGUCUUAUGCGAGCUGGUAAUGGAUAAAACGCCUUCAUACGACCUCUCUCCCUGUCGAAUCGGCCGUUUCCCGCAGUCUAAAUCACAUCUGUAGAACUAAAAACGGGACAUCAUAGAUAGAAAACAUUAAUUUUUUUUUAAAAUUAUCGUGUUCAUGAUCGUUGUUCGAGAUGAGAGUUUAGUAAUACCAGUCUUUAUUAAAAAUUUAAGUGUUUGUUAUUUUUUAAAAUGGGUAAAACCAUUCUGAAACUAGAUCAAGUAGACAAAAUAUCUUGCGGGAAAUAUAUCCCCCUAAAAUAGCUAAAAAUGAUUGAUUCUAAGAAUUCGUGCUCCUGUUGCCAAGGAAGUGAAUGUCCUUGGAUACCAGACCAGUAAUGCUCUAAAAUCAUUUUCAUGUUUGUUUUGUAUUUAGUGGGAUAAAAUGAAAUAUAUAUUAACAGCU
Molecule: messenger RNA, 1534 nt
Organism: Ostrea edulis (European flat oyster)
Lineage: Eukaryota; Metazoa; Mollusca; Bivalvia; Ostreida; Ostreidae
Product: peroxisomal sarcosine oxidase-like
Exons: 8
Coding region: 44-1186 (380 amino acids)
Cellular component (GO): peroxisome
Molecular function (GO): L-pipecolate oxidase activity; flavin adenine dinucleotide binding; sarcosine oxidase activity
Source: RefSeq, a predicted model, not a curated record